UAACAAACUUGUGGCGUAUUUUGAUAUCAAAUUGAUAUACGUAAAAUAGAACAAAUCAGCAUUAAAAUAUCAACAACAAUUGUGAACAAUUUUGGUUCACGAGACGCCGAAAGCGCCUCUCUGUGGCCAAAUGUACAAGCCUUAUUUCACGACAUAUUUUGUCCCAUUCCCAAUGUACAUAGUUGACUCUCCUGGUCUCUAGUCUUCUUGGACGGAACUGAGCCGAGACGACCAUCGAACACAGCUUAAAUCUGCGAAAGCUUAACUAGGCUGAACGAACUUACCUACUGUUACCUACGAAAGUACGAGACAGGCUGAAUUUAAUUCAUAACGCAAUGGGAGGAUUUGUUGGUUUAGUAAAAGGCGUUUACUAUGAUCCAUUUAAGUGGUCUUUGGUUAAAAGUGCUGGAAUUUUUGCAAUUGGUGUAUCUAUUGCUCUUCAAUGCAACGGAGUCGAUUUAAUGUCAUCAGUAUCUUCGUAAAACUACAUUUGAUAACUGAGAUAAUAAUAACAGCGAUUUUAUCAUUCAUAAUAUUUGCAAAAUAUCUACUUAUUGAAUUAAUUAUGAAUUUUUUCUAAUUGUUUGUAAACUUUUAAACUUAAUUUUUGUUCGAAAACAGUAAAAAAUGUAAUUGAAUAGACAUUCAGUAUCAACUGGCUUUUUUUGACAGACCUAACCUAAUGUAUCAAUCUCGUUUUCUUAACCCUCAUCGUUUAUUCCGUGGUUCAGUACAUACAUAAUACAAAAACACAUUUACAGUUCAGUGGUUCAGUCCAGCCUAUAAGCAAUGGUAAAGCGCAGACCAACUUUGGCUAAUUGAGUUUUAGUGUAACAUAUAUUUUUACGUCGAAAUAACUAAGUAUAACAUGAGCAGGAGAUUAAAUCCAUAAUUCCGAAUAGUGACAUAAAUUGAAAAUCGGAUUUUAAGUGUGCCGGCCUAAACAUCAAUAAAUUCGAUACUACUUGAUAAUCAUAACCAUAACUUGAAGAGUAUGUCAGUUGCUGAACUGAAUUUAUUGGCUAUGGCAGGGAAAACUAUAUUUUAUAAAAUUUGUGAAUUUCUUAAAUCAUCGAAUAUGUACAAAAUAGUGUCAUCUCCGUUUUCAUUGAUCGUUACUUUUAUGAUUUUUUUUACUACACUUUAUUGUGUUCUAACCUAUGGGACAGGGGAACAAAAUAAUAUUUAUCAAGCUUUGGUUAUAGAAGAUAUGAAUUUUCCAGUACAUAUUUUAAACAGUGAGCAGUCUUCAGCUGCGAUAAAAAAUCGGUCGUGUACCCAUUUUAAUUGCUUUAAUAUCUAUAAAUGUCGAAUUGGAGGAGAUAAACCUUCAGUGUAUGUUUAUCCACCCGAAAAUUUUAUUGAUUCAUAUGGAAAUUCCGUUAAAUCUGGUUCAAUGUCAAAAGAAUUUUAUCAAAUUCUCGUUUCUAUAAUAUCCAGUGAACUCUAUACACCGAACCCAACUGAAGCUUGUAUUUUUGUUCCGUCCAUUGACACUUUGAAUCAAAACUAUCUUCAACUUGGUGCUGUUUCUCAAGCUUUAAAAUCUUUAAAGUUUUGGAAUAAUGGAGAAAAUCAUCUUAUCUUCAAUUUGAUCCCGGGCAUUUCACCAGAUUUUAAUGCAAGCUUUGAAGUCGAGAUAGGAAAAGCAAUGAUUGUUGGAGCUGGUUUCUCAACUUUAACUUACCGAACAGGCUUCGAUAUUAGUCUUCCGAUUCCCGGAACAUUUUCUGGAGCGAUGAUAAACCAUAGACCUCACAAACCUUCCAGACUACUCGUUUCUUGCCAUAUGAAUAUCAAUGAAGCUUUUCAACAUGCUAUUAUUGAGAUUUCUUCGGCUUUUCCAAAAGAUGUUUUACUUCUCGGACCUUGCUUGCAUCACAACCCAAUGAGCAGCUCAAUAAGAUGUUCAGGAAAGCAAAUUUUCAAGUACCCCGAUAUAUUGCAAAAUUUUAAGUUUUGCCUUAUUGUUCAAGAAGCCAGACUAGGGCAGAGAUCCCUUCUAGAUGCUUUGGCAACUGGUUGUAUUCCGGUUAUCAUCUCUGAUACAAUUAUUAUGCCAUUUCAAGAAAUAAUAGACUGGAAGAGAUCAGCAGUCUUUAUACGAGAAGUAGAUAUUCUUUCAGUUGUUCAGAGACUACAAAAUAUUUCAACGAUGAAAGCCGAGAAGCUUAAAGAACAAAGCCUUUGGAUUUGGAAUAAAUACUUUAAAACGAUCGAUUUGAUUACAAAAACAACUUUUGAAAUUUUGUUUGAGCGGAUUUUUGGGAGAUUGUCUAAAGACUACAACGACUGGAACGUACCAGACGCAAAAAAUAUAAAUCCACCGUUAUCCCUCCCAACUAUUGCUCCAAAAACUCAUGGUUUUACAGCGGUAAUUCUUACCUAUGAUCGUGUAGAACUUUUAUUUUCUUUGAUUAACCAAAUUAUUGAAGUCCCAAGCUUGACAAAGAUUUUAAUAGUUUGGAAUAAUGUAAUAAAAAAUCCACCAGCUGCACAGCGUUGGCCAAAAUUGAGUAAACCUCUAGAAAUCAUCAGGGCAAAAGAAAACAAAUUGUCAAAUAGAUUCUAUCCAUAUGAUCAAAUUGAAACUGAAGCUAUUUUAUCGAUUGAUGAUGAUAUUGUCAUGUUAACCCCUGACGAGCUGGAGUUUGCAUACGAAGUAUGGAGAGAGUUUCCUGACAGGAUUGUCGGUUUUCCAUCAAGAACUCAUACCUGGGACCGUUCGACGAAUGGUUGGAAAUAUGAAAGCGAAUGGACGAACCGAAUAUCUAUGGUUUUAACUGGUGCUGCAUUCCAUCAUAAAUAUUGGAGUUAUUAUUACACGACAUCGAUGCCUGGAGACAUAAAACGUUGGGUUGAUGAACAUAUGAACUGCGAAGAUAUUGCUAUGAAUUUUCUCGUCGCAAACUCUACGGGAAAAGCACCAAUAAAAGUGACGCCAAAAAAAAAAUUCAGAUGUCCAGAAUGUACCAACACUGAAAUGCUUUCAGCUGAUCUUGCUCAUAUGGCUGAAAGAACCGACUGUAUUAAUCAUUUUUCCAGAAUUUACACUACUAUGCCUUUGAAGUCUGUUGAAUUUCGAGCAGAUCCAGUACUUUUCAGAGAUGUUUUUCCUCAAAAAUUGAAACGAUUCAAUGGGAUUGGAAGUCUUUGAAUCGUUAUACAAGUACAGAAAAAAUAUACAGCCUGGGUACCAGUGAUGGGCUUUGGCCGAUUUUUGACUUUAUUACAUUACAUGUAAUAUUUAAGUAAUUUAGCCCGCCACCAUUUUUAGAGCCUCUUCUUUACCGGCCGUCAACAAAAAGCAAGCUGACAAUUGAUGUUUACAUGUUAUAUUAAUAUAAACAAUAAACAAUUAAAUCAUUAAACAAUACCCUGGCGGAAAUGGUGAGAGCUAAGCCAGAAGAAAACGAUAUCGCUUUUGUCGCCAAAGCCAGAGCAAAACCAGAGCAAAGCCAGAGAUAAUAAAAACAGAAUAUUAACGAUAUCAAACGUAAAUUUGGGCUUUAUAUGGAUAUAUUCUUUAAAUUAAAUUAUUAUUAAACUUAUUUUUAGCAAUAAUAUUGAUGUAAAGAGAUAAAUAUAAGUAUAACAAGUAAUGUGAAAGUUGACAGAUUUUGACGUUUUGAGGUUGACUUGAAUCGGCUAAACACAAAAAUCCCUAGCGUAAAGCAAUAGUAAAUCCAGACCUUUACCAGAGUAAAGCCAGACUUGUAAAAAAGACAUUUAUUUAUAACAAUAGCACUAACUAUUAAUAAAAAAUAUUAAAUUAAUAGAUUUUAAU
Messenger RNA from Aphidius gifuensis, 3787 nucleotides. RefSeq names its product exostosin-2 (gene sotv). Gene Ontology annotation, molecular function: glycosyltransferase activity. The record is from RefSeq and is a predicted model, not a curated record. The transcript is spliced from 3 exons. NCBI's taxonomy places the organism in Eukaryota, Metazoa, Arthropoda, Insecta, Hymenoptera, Braconidae. The coding region runs from base 995 to 3157 and encodes 720 amino acids. Gene Ontology annotation, cellular component: membrane.